Microplitis mediator is the source of this 2745-nucleotide messenger RNA. RefSeq lists its product as uncharacterized. The transcript is spliced from 4 exons. The coding region runs from base 94 to 2610 and encodes 838 amino acids. The record is from RefSeq and is a predicted model, not a curated record. Lineage: Eukaryota; Metazoa; Arthropoda; Insecta; Hymenoptera; Braconidae.
AUUUAUAUAUAUAUAGAGCACCUAAAAAAUGGAAUCAUUAGACAAUUAACGAGUGUAUCAAUGAAGAAAUAGGAAAUAUUUACCCGAUUCAAUAUGGAUAAUUUUAAACUAAAAAUAAUAGGAUUGUUCUUAUUAAAUGUCAUAAAUUUGGUUAUUUCCGAUCAGUUGGAGACUGAUUCGGUGUCCAAGGAAGGAGACCAAAUAUUUAUCAACUAUGACUGCGAAGGGAAUGGUGAUCACAUACCAAGAGAAUUGCACGUGGAAAAAUAUGGCGACCAUAUUGGAAUAGGCGUGAGUUUGUGUGAAUUUUUACCACGGCGACAAAUCGGAAUUUAUUACAAGAAUAAUAAAUUAGUAGUGACCCAAUACAAAAUGCGUGACGAGCCGACGUGGAUAAAUAAAAAAUAUAAGGAACAUGAUUUGCAAAAACGUGUACCUGAUCACACGAUGAUUAUACUGAAUCCAUCGGAAAUAAAUCCAUCUAAGGCUUUGGCAAUUCAUCAUUAUGAUAGAUACAUUUAUGUUUAUCAAGGUAAGCAACCUGAAAGUGAAACAACUAUCAGCGCUGACGAUUCUGAAGAAGAAGAAGCAAAAUUAUUUGAACCUGAUUGGCAUAGGAGAGUAGGAAGUGAUUGGGAGAUAUGUGCUGAUAAAACAGAUUUUAAAUUAUAUAAAUUCGUACAGAUAUAUUAUCGUGACGAUGAAUUAUUUAUAUCCCAACGUGAUGCGCCGCAUAUUAGUAAUUCUAAUAAUGAUACUACAGCAGCUGACUUGCGAUAUGUCGGGUCUGAUAAAACUAAAAUUUUUCUUGAUCCGAAGAAAAUAGAUCCUAAGAAAGAAAUUUGUAUACAGCAUGGUAAUAAUUCUAUUUAUAUUUAUCAAGAUAGAAAACCUGAUUUAAGCUUACGUGAAAAUAAACCUGAUGAAAUUAAAUAUUUACCCGAAGAUUCAAAUCCCGAUGUCAGGAAGGAAAAUCCUAGAGCUGAAAAUGGUAAUGAAGUAUCUGCACCUGAUAUCAAUAGUAAUAAUGAUAAACUACCUGUGCCUGAAAUCACUAACAUAAUGCCUGAACCUGAUGAGGAAGGAUCUAAAUCUGUUAUAGACAUUACUUUUAAUUCUGAAGAAACGCUUAACAUAGGCGCAUUUGAAUUCGAUAAAGAAAAGGUAUUUUUGAUAUUAUUUAAAAAUAAUAUGAUGAAAGUUACACAAGUAGAUACACCUAAAGAAUGUUAUUUAUCUGAAGAUAAUGUUGAUAAAUUGAGUAUAAUAACAUCUGAUGAAAAUAAAUUGGUAGUACAUCCUAUUACAUUGGAUCCAAGAGCUGAACUAAAAAUACGGCAUGAAAAUGGCAAAUUAUAUCUUUGGAUCGGAACUUAUGAGUUACCAAAUGUUAAUACAGAUCAGCCUAACAGUGUUGAGGCUGUGGAACGAGAUAGUGUUAUUAAGGAUUUUGACAAUAUCAGAACUAUAGAUGACAAUUUUGAGAGUGGAAAAGUAUAUGUUUUACUACCUAAAGUAUUCAAUGAAUUCAAUUUAGUUUCAAUAGCAGUUGAUAAUAGCAGUGACUUAAAAAUAACACAAAUUAAUACACCUCAAGAAACAUUAGAUAGGCCGGACGAAUACCAAAACUUUAAAAUAGAGACAUCAGAUAAAAAUACUUUGUUACUACACCCAAAAAAAGUUCAUCCUUAUAGAUAUCUUCAUAUAAAACAUGAUAAUGGAUUAAUAUAUGUUUCUUGCGGUAAUCCCGAAAUUCCAUUCGUUAAUACUGAUGUAUCUGGGAUUAUUGAAAUUGUUGAAUCAAAUUCAAUAGUAGAUACUGGACGUUGGUGGCCUGAUUUUACUAAAACGUUACCUCAACCUGAAAUUACGGAGGCAGUGCCGGAAUAUGGGGGACCUGAACCUGAUGACAAACAACCUGCCCAUAACAACGGACCAUUAAUACCUGAAUCUGAGCAGCCAGUGCCCAAAUAUACAGGACCUGAACCCGAUUCUAAACCUGACCGUAAUAACGGGUCAUCAAUACCUGAAUCUAAGCAACUAGUGCCUGAAUAUACGGGAUCUGAACCUGGUUACAAACCUGGUCGUAAUAACCGGUCAUUAAUACCUAAACCUAAGGAACCAGUCCCCGAAUAUACGGGACCUGAACCCGAUUACAAACCUGACCGUAAUAAUGGGUCAUCGAUACCUGAAUCUAAGCAGCCAGUGCCUGAACAUAAGCAACCUGAGCCUGAUUACACGUCGUCUGAUCUUUAUGACGAAAAACCAAAACCCGAUAACAAACCAAAUGAGCCUAAUGAUCCAACAAUUGAAGAUUUUAGUAAAUCUAGUGAUGAUUCAUUGCCUGUAGUACUCACUCCCAAUAUGUUUAAUCUAAAUAAAUUGGUCGUAAUUUCCCAUAAGAAACAUAAAAUAAAUAUUUAUCAAACCGAUCGAGACGAUAACGACGAUGAAGAUGACGAUGAUGAUAAUUCAGGAUACACCGAUUUACAUUACUCAAUACCCAAUACAUGGAAAGCAGUAUCAUUUGAUCCUCGUAAAAUAAAUCCCAAUAAAAAGAUUGUUAUUUACUACGUCAAUAAGACAACUUAUGUAAGUACUGCAGAGUGAUAAAAAAUUAUUAGGCUGCCAACAGAUGGUGUCUUGCAAGUAGCACCAUCUAUUAGAUCCCCCUGUAAUUAACCAUUUUUGGGGGGUAUAUUGGCCCUUAAAAUUGUAAUUGAGAAAUUGUUAUUAUGCGCAAAA